CUCUGUCUUCUUUCACCCUAAGACCUCCAAGGUUCCAGUUGAGAGCUCUUAAUUCUGGACAAACAGCUUGCUCUUGUGCUAUUCGCCUGGGACAGUAACGACCUUACUCUCUGCAGCUGGGGAUUUGAAGAGUCCGGAUAGCUCUACCUCUACUUUAAAGUGAAAUUAGACAGAUGGGUGGCAGUGGUUCAGCGAGCACUUCAAUUGAUAUUGAAGGGCUUUUGAAGGAAGUUCCAGAUAGCAUGCAAACAACCUUGCCGGAAGAGAUGUGUAUCUACCAUGUCCCGGUAGACAUUCGUCAAGUAAAUAAAGAUGCCUAUACCCCUCAGGUGAUUUGUAUAGGCCCAAUUCACCAAAAGAAUGAAAACCAAGUUAUAAAAGAACUGAAGCGAAGAUAUUUCAAACAGUUCUUUAACAGACUGCCGGCGGAAAAACAGAAACCGGUUCUGGAGGAACUUGUGAAGACCAUUACAGGUUGUGUAGAUAAAAUCCGCAAUUGUUAUGAAGAUGCUGCACUUGAACUUUGCAAGGAUCCAAAGGGUUGUGAAGUUAAAAUCCGCAAUUGUUAUGAAGAUGCUGCAUUUGAACCUCGCGAGGAUCCGAAGGGUUGUGAAGUUGAAAUCCUCGAUUGUUCUGAAGAUGAUUCUUCUAAACGUUGCGAGGAUCAAAAGGUGUUCUGGAAGAUGAUUCUAUGGGAUGCUGUAUUCAUCUUUGAGCUCUUCUUGAAGGAUAGAGAAUUUAUGGAAGAUAAAGACAAACCUCAAGGCAAAAAAGAUACAGAGAAAUACAAGAACGAUUAUAUAAUAGCUAAACCCUGGCUGAGACUUGCUGUGCAACGGGACCUGAUAUUACUCGAAAAUCAGCUGCCGUUCUGGAUUCUUGAUGAUUUGUAUGGUAUUGUCUCCAAAUACAUUAUAACCUGCUCUUGUCCACCUAAAGCUGGUUGCUCUUGUCCACCUGAAACCGAUAAAACCUGUUGCUCUUGUGUACCUAAAACCGAUUGCUGUUGUCCAUGUAUAACUUUUCCGGUUCUUGCUUGCAAGUUCUUUGAGACGUACAACAAGAAACAGACCUGUCUUCAGAAACCAUUACAUUUCACUGAUCUGGUAAGAUAUUUUUUGCUUCCCGUCAACCCAAGUCCACCUGAAACCGAUAAAACCUGUUGCUCUUGUGUACCUAAACCCGAUAGCUGUUGUCCAUGUAUAACUUUUCCGGUUCGUACUCGCAAGUUCUUUGAGAUGCACAACAAGAAACAAACCAGUCCUCCGAAACCACAUGACUCGCCAAUUAAAUUACUUCAUAGUACAACUAGGCUGCACCAAGCAGGAAUAAAGUUCGAGCCGAAGCCUGAUGAACACUUAAUUAACAUAAGAUCAUGGACGCAAGAUGAUUCUAUCAAGAAAGGUGAGUUACAUGUUCCAAUCCUUGUGAUUGACGAUCAUACUGAUUGUAUCUUUCGAAACCUGAUGGCGCUGGAGCAGUGUCAUUAUCCUUAUGAAGCGGUCAUCUGCGAGUAUGUUAUAUUCUUGGAUUGUCUUGUGGAUACCAAAGAAGAUGCAGAUUUGCUCAUUAAAAGUAAAGUUAUUGUUAAUAUGCUUGGAGAAAGUAAUGAUGUGGCUAAGCUGAUUAACAAACUUUGCCAAGGAAUCGUAGAAGUCUCUUCGCGCUAUAACAGGCUCGCCGAAGAUUUAAAUAAAUACUAUGACAACCCGUAUAACAAGAACCCUGGGAGUUAA
Messenger RNA from Populus euphratica (Euphrates poplar), 1736 nucleotides. Its product is annotated as UPF0481 protein At3g47200-like. Bases 174 to 1736 code for a protein of 520 amino acids. The transcript is spliced from 4 exons. The record is from RefSeq and is a predicted model, not a curated record. Lineage: Eukaryota; Viridiplantae; Streptophyta; Magnoliopsida; Malpighiales; Salicaceae.